Molecule: messenger RNA, 665 nt
Organism: Adelges cooleyi (spruce gall adelgid)
Lineage: Eukaryota; Metazoa; Arthropoda; Insecta; Hemiptera; Adelgidae
Product: MD-2-related lipid-recognition protein-like
Exons: 3
Coding region: 18-566 (182 amino acids)
Biological process (GO): sterol transport
Molecular function (GO): sterol binding
Source: RefSeq, a predicted model, not a curated record
UGGGUUAUCGCCUAUUAAUGAGUCCAGCUGCGUACCAUUGUUUCGUUGAGUCUCAGUACACUACGAACGACCAUCGGCCAACCUUUAAAAUGGUUUAUUCCGUCCUUUUUGUCUUGGCAUUUGUAUCAUACCAUAAUGUUGUCAACGCCGAAGAAAUUAGUUUUAAAAUGUGCCCAAGUAAAAACCCAAGAUGUAAAAUUACCAAAGUGAACAUUGACCCAUGUCCUGAAGCGCUGGAAAACAGACCUUGCGAAGUUCCCCUGGGAAUAACGGCAUCUAUAACGCUUAACUAUAUUCCUGAUUUCAAUUCGACGGUGCCAAAAACAAGACUUUAUUCCGUCAAAUCGAUAUUAGACAUUCCGUUUCUAGGAAUGGACACAAACGCAUGCUUGUACACGGCUUGUCCCGUGCGAAGUGGCGUGCCGUCAAGGUACACGUUUCAGCUGCACGUAUCCACUUUGUACCCGAGGAACAGUUAUCUGGUCAAACUAAGACUGUGGGAUGACGACAGCAGGGCUUCCGAAGACGACGAAUGCUGUAUGACUUUUGAUCUUGCACUCGUGUAAACGCUACGCAAAGUCUGACACUAAUUUUAGUUACAAAAAUAUACUCCAUUAAAAAUUAUACCAAAUUAUAGUAUGUAAAUAUAAUACCUUAUGACAACA